Capsella rubella is the source of this 698-nucleotide messenger RNA. RefSeq names its product cytochrome b5. Gene Ontology annotation, cellular component: intracellular membrane-bounded organelle; membrane. The coding region runs from base 123 to 527 and encodes 134 amino acids. Gene Ontology annotation, molecular function: heme binding. The transcript has 4 exons. The record is from RefSeq and is a predicted model, not a curated record. Lineage: Eukaryota; Viridiplantae; Streptophyta; Magnoliopsida; Brassicales; Brassicaceae.
GAGCAAGAUUAAGUAGGUGAGGAACUCCAUUUACGUCCCUCGUGUUGUUGUGCUUUGCUGAUUUACUGCUUUGGAGCUAUCGAACGUCUGAAUCUGAAAGACGAAGAAUCCUUUGAGUAGACAUGGCUUCAGAUCGCAAGGUUUUAACUUUCGAAGAUGUUUCUCAGCACAACAAAACUAAGGAUUGUUGGCUUAUCAUUUCCGGCAAGGUGUAUGAUGUGACCCCAUUCAUGGAUGAUCAUCCUGGAGGCGAUGAAGUCUUGUUGUCCUCAACAGGGAAAGAUGCUACAAAUGAUUUCGAAGACGUUGGUCACAGCGACACUGCAAGGGAAAUGAUGGAGAAAUAUUACAUUGGUGAGAUCGAUUCGUCUAGUGUUCCUGCAACAAGGACAUAUGUUGCGCCACAGCAACCAGCAUACAACCAAGACAAGACACCAGAAUUCAUUAUCAAGAUUCUUCAGUUCCUUGUUCCGAUCUUGAUCUUGGGACUGGCUCUUGUCGUCCGUCACUAUACCAAGAAAGACUAGAAGCCGAAUUAUCUCUUCGGAUCUCUGUAUUUCUCUAUUGCGAAAAGUUACUGUGUUGUUUGGUCUUAGACUGCGUCUGUGUUCCUUACUGAUUCUUGUUGAAAUUUACAAACCAAUAAUCAAUGUGUUGCUAGUUUUGCUGUUUUUAAGUUUAUGAUGACAUGUUUUCGA